Messenger RNA from Cryptotermes secundus, 5550 nucleotides. Its product is annotated as centrosomal protein of 162 kDa. The record is from RefSeq and is a predicted model, not a curated record. Bases 158 to 4138 code for a protein of 1326 amino acids. Gene Ontology annotation, biological process: cilium assembly. The transcript is spliced from 15 exons. Lineage: Eukaryota; Metazoa; Arthropoda; Insecta; Blattodea; Kalotermitidae. Gene Ontology annotation, cellular component: axonemal microtubule; centrosome; centriole.
GGCGCUUACAUUCCAUUUCCGUUUUCUUAAAGACUAGGUUUUAAAUGUCGGAAAUUUCAAUACUGUCUUUUCAGUGUACUGCACAAGUUAUUUUCGUUACAUUAUGUUGUAUUGGUAGCCUAGUGUUAUUUUCUAGUAAUAGCAAGAAUCCAUCAUAAUGGCGAAUAUAGAUUUAGAGUUUGAGGAAUUUAUGAAAGAGCCACUGUCAACCGGCGAGUCACCCGAUUCCAAUCCAAGCUCAAGACACGAUGUGAAAGAAACUCUCCCAAAACGAAGAAAGUUUUGGUGGAUGAAAGAAAGGCCUCAGAUUGAAAAAACGCCCACAGAAGUUGCCAGCAAUAGAAGGUUCUUCAGUGGAGUUGUUAGUGAUGGCACUCGGUUGGAGGGAGGUUAUGCUACCGUGUCACAAACGAUUAAGGAUAUAAACGUAGCGAAGGUUCCUGCUACUGCUUCCCCUGACAUAUCGUCUUCAAUGGCAGACUUUCUUGAAAAAGAGAAGUUGUGCAAGGAACUGAGCAACAGCAUUUCAGAAGUAGACAGUCCUGCAGUGGAGUUUCAAGGCAACGAUGUUACUGAUGAUGAGAUUAGCAGCAUUAUGGAGCAACUCAGCCAGUUGGCUGGCAGUACAGAUGACAGUGCAGCAGAUAAGAGUGUAGAGGAAAUCUUAAAGGAGGCUGAGGAACUUGUACGAGAAACAUCUCAUAGUUUCUCACGGUUCUCGAACAAAAGUGACCAGCUGAAAUCUCCAACAACACCAGGCCUAGUCAUCAGGAGCAUGCCUGUCAACCCAGUGCAUGCAUCCAUAGAUAACAAACAUUUCGUUAUGGAAGGAAACGAUGAAGACAGCCAGAGCAGCAUCAACAGACCAGGCACUGCCCCCAGAACUCUUACAAGAAUAAAUAAUAAAUCAGCGGGUUGGAAAAUGAUAGACAAAGGUGAACAGCUUCGAGGCAGCAUAUUGGGUUCAGUCCAUCAGACUUCUGGGAAGAUAGAUGUUAGACCUGGUGUGGAAGAAAUCAGUGGUGAUAAGUUUGGUGAUUUUAGACAAGUUGCUCAUUCAGAUAUCCAUGAAAAUAGUGGUGCAAGAACAGAUGGUGGAUAUACUGAUGUAGAAUGUAUGAUGUCAGGCACAAAAUCUGCAAAACAUUUAGGAAAUUAUUCAGGUAGUACAAACAAAAGGAAAGAUUUAUUAAAGAAAGAAAAGACUGUAACGUUUGAAGAUGGUCUUUCUUUGUUUCCAAAAUCAGCAAGUAGCAUGAGCAAGAUAUGUCACAGUGUAGAACAAAGUUCUAGUCAAAAAUUACAUGAGGGUGAAAGUAUUUCCAAGAAAAAGUCAGAGGCGUCGAACAAAGAGGAUAAUGUGCUAACUGUGGAAACUGUCACUUUGCAACCGGGCGCUGAAGAUGAACAGUUUGUAAGAGGGGAGAAACAUGGAGACCAGCAUUCCAAAGUGUUAACAGUUUCCCCUCCACUGAUCCAACAUGGUGAGACUGUAGGCACUCCAGAUGCAAUCUUCCAGCUAAUUGACAGUGAAGUGAGAAGUGAGAUAGUUGCAGCUUUACAAGAAUCACAGAAAAAUUCUAGUCAGGACUCCAGCCAUUCAUCGUUGAACACAGAGAAAGAAAAGGAGGAGAUAUUUGAUCAUGGUAACAAUGUGAGAAGUACGAUGAUACAUUCGCUGGACAGUGCUGGUAUUUCAUUUACUAAAAAGCCGCUGUCGACUGUGCAAGAAGAAUCGAGUGUGUCAGAGUCUUCCUUAGGAGUGGACAAAUUGAAGGAUGCUAGUACAGUGACAGCAAGGAAACAGUCAAGUGGCAGAUGUGUUCAAGUGACAGACACUUCAUUGAUAGAGCAUGUAGCCACUUUGGAGAAGGAUCUGCUUCAAGAACAAAACAUGUCAUUGCAGCUUAAAAGCAGGCUUGAAUCAGGGGAGCAAGAACACAAAAAACAGCUGGAUGCAUUGAAAUGCAGACAUGAAGAAGAAAUAUUAACCCUGAAGAAGGAAGUCUACAUUCUAAAUGCAAAGGUCAUGGAUUUCGAGAAAGGACAGGAGAGCUCUGCAAUGGGGAAAGGAGAAGGGGACAUUCACGUUAAUGAUGGUACUGUCAGGGAGCAUCGAAUCACCCUUUUGGAGACAGAACUUCAGCAACAGGAGCACCUAAUACUGGGCUACCAACGUGAGAAUAUUAAGCUAUGUCAGGAAAUGAAGCAGCUUAAGGAGGAGCUGAAAGCAAGGGAGCAGAGUUUUGCAACACAGCGACAGCAGUUUUCAUUAGGAGGGCAAUGGCAGGAUGUAGAGGGUCUUAAGGAGCAACUCAAAGAUAAAGAUGAAGCGAUACUAAGGCUGCAGGUUGAAGUGCAAUCUCUUCGGGAAAAGAAUGGCAGUUUGGAACAAAAUGCUAAACAGCUUAAGUUAAUCAUCACAACUCUUCAAACGGAGUUAGAGAAGCACAAAUGUGUUGCUGUCACAACUGCAGCCCCACCACUCAAAGUAACCCCCACGAACCAUGAACUGGAUCAUGUCAGGAAGGAACUGGCUAAAAAGGAAAUGGAAUUGGAGAAAAUACACAAGGAGUUUGAACCAACUAGGAAGGAGGCAGAAACUGCUAAAGCCGAGGUGGCUGAAAAUAAACUUCAGGUGGGAGCUUUGGAGGCAAAGGUGUCAGAGUUGCAGGGCUUUCUUGCAAAGGAGCGUGCACAGACUCGAGCACAUAACCUCAGAACUGAAGAAGAUAAAAAGAAGAUACAGGAUCUCAACAGACAGGUAAAGGAAAUGGAACAGAUCUUGAAACGGAACCAUCCGGACUCCAUCUCAGCUCUGAUUUUGACAGCUAACAGUGAGGGAAGCGAAGCAUCGCCCCGUUUCAAGUACCUUGAGAACCGAGUGCAGCAGUUGGAACAGGAACUGUCUAAGAGCGAGACAGAUGCUCAAGUCGGUGUCAGGGAGAUCCAGGACAAGUUCCACUCCAUGAAGUUGAAAUAUGAGGAACACACAUCAGACCUAGAGCUUCAGCUGGCAAGUGCAAAACAUCAGGCACACAUGUGGAGACAAGCUGCAGAGAAGAAUGAGGCCAGACUUGCAGCAGAGAGGAAGGCAGAAGAACAGCCCAUACGAGAGAUGAAGCAAAAUAAAAAGACAGCAGCACCUCCCAUGGUCAUCACUGUUGGGGCACCCCCAGCUAAUGCUCUGGCUGUGCGGGAAGAUGCACAUCUAUUGGCAACAAUACGAGGUCUAAAACUUGAGUUGGCAGCCAAGGACAAAGAUCUGUUGAAAAUCCGUAGAGAUCUCGAUGAAUCUACCAAGACAAACCGAAGGUUGCAGAGGGAGAGAGAGCGCCAACUGGGUGUUGUAGCUCCUACCAGACCACCAGCAGUUAGGGGGGCAGCAAAGCAAGAACAAGUGAGUGAAACCAGUCAGUGGUCAGGAAAUAAAGUGUAUGACCCAGCGCAGUUUGAGCCAUCCAUUCCUGGUCAGAAGGAAGGUGUAGAGAGACUGGAGCAAGAGAAUGGUAUGUUGCGAGAGGAGCUGUUGCGUCUUGAGGAAGAUUACCGUAGUCUCCAGACAAAACGUCUGCAAGAUCUGAACUUGCUGCAAAAGCAGCACGAAGCAGAAAUGGGCCGUCUCAUCUCGGAUCACAUGGCGCGACAUUCCAAUUCUCGCAUUGCUGACCUUCAGGGCCAACUCAGCACACAGCAGAUAAUUAUUAGUCACCUGAAGGAUCAGCUUAAGCAGUUGGAUGAAUAUCGAGAGGAGAUAGAGGUGCUAAGAGCAGAAAGAGAUCACUUAGAGAAGAGCAACAUGGAUCUCAGGAAGAAAGUGUCUGACUUCCGGAGCAUGCAGACACCAGAGAUGCUUCAGUAUGAAGGGCUGCAAGAGAAAUUGUCUGAACUAGAGCGUAGACAUGAAGCUCGUGAACAGAAGCUACAAGCAAUGGUGCGUGACCUGCUCCGACGCAACACAGAGCAACGCGCAGUUACAGGGGAUAAUAGAAGUGCUACAACUAUGAAGGAGAAGCUGCUUGACAAGAAUCGCCAGCUUUGCUUAUACCGUGCUGAGAUGGACCGUAUUCUUGAGACACUUCGAGAAUUUAAUAGGCACCAAAAGUCUGGUAGCACUGUUCAACUUGCACCUGACUGAAGCUGUAUCUAUAUUUAAUAUAAGUUAGGCAUUCCACACGUUUCCCAUGACAUGGUGUAGCAGCUCCAUAGGAAUUCCUGCAAUUUUUUCAUGAGUUAUUGCUUUCAACUCUUCAAUGUGAUAUGGGCAGUGAGUGUACACUUUGCAUUUUAAGUGCGCCCAUAAAAAAUAGUUGCUUUCUGGAAGCUCUGGGGAUGUUGGACGCCAAGGAAUGUUAGCAUUCCUGGAGACGAUGAUAUGAGAAGGCAGUCAUAUAGUGCCGUUUGACGCCCUGGCACAUCUGAAUUUGAGCCAUCUAGUUGAAACGAGAUGGCCUACCCAGUCAUGAUGUCACAGUUUCCUUCCCAUUACCAUCUUAAACAAAUUAUGGGCCAGUAAUGCAGUGAAAUAAAUUUCACCCCUCAUUGUUACCUGGUCACUCUGCAGUUAGGAAGUGUUUUCUUCUGAUCAAUAAUGAAAAUUUUGUUUAUUCACAAAUCCAUGUAGAUAAAAGUGAGGCUCAUUGGAUGCCCAUAGAUUGUGAAUAAAGUCAUAGCCAUAGCCCAUUUAAGUCACCAUUUCUUGACAGAUUUUAUGGGUAAGGAGUUACCAAGGUGUUAAUUCUUGCAUUGUCUGUACCUUGUAAGAUGGGAAUUUAAUGACUCCACUGUUCCAUGGUUAAAUAGCAUCAUGUGGACAAGAGGAUGUUGGGUGAAGCAAUCCCCACUACCACCACCCUUGUAACUAGAAAACUGGGUUUUAGAAUUGCCCAUUUCACUGCUCCACCUGUACUUUCCCUGAUAGUUCCAAUCUACUGGAUAAAGAAGAAGGUUUAUGGAUACAAGUGACCAAUACAGUUAAAGAGACAUUGUCCUUGCCAAGCUGUAAGAAUCCUUACAGUGACAAAGUCAAAAUUCUAAGAAUAUAUUAAUGGCAGGAUUUGUGGUAUGAAGCAUUUGCCAUGAAUUAUAUUUUUUGUAUUGAUUACUGGAAUAGUUGUACUUUGAUAGUGAAUGUGUUAAUUGGUGUUAAAGUAUCAUGGCCCAGUUCCAUUUUAUUAUUAUAGAUGGUUUUCUUGUGCAUAACAAAAUUAUACUUCCAUUACAUUAUAGACAUGUUCAAUUUAAGAGGAUGCUUUGUAGAAAUUGAAAAUAUUCUUGGGAGCCACACUAAUGCAUUUGUGAGCCAAGUGAAAAUACCACUUUAAUGGAAUUCUGAAGUAUAUUCAUAGUCCAUUUCAGUCUGUGUUUAACCUGGGUUUAAUUUAUUUUCACCUUAAUUAUACAGUGUUUCUAAAACUGUCGAACUAAAUAUUGAAGAUUUUUGGAGAGUUGUUGCCUAAUCAAAUAUAGAUUACAUUUCUUGAAUACUAUGCUUAAUCCUGAUGAGGUCAUUGGAUUUUUUUCAGUUGACCUAAUCCUUCCAGCCGCACU